CACACCACUUCCGGCGGAGUAGCGUUUGGACCGUUUGGUGUUGAGCGCUCCUAACGGAGGACGGGGCGCGUAGCGCGGGCAGGGGGCGGGAACGCGCUCCCGGAAGCCGGCCGCGAGCCUCCACCCGCCACCGAGGCUACUCCCGGGAGCCAGCCAGUGUUACGUUCGCGUGGGUCCUGACCGUGGGUGACGCCGGCGGGAGGCUGUCCACAGCGCCACGCGCAGGCGCUACAUGAUGUGGAAAGUAAAACCACUUGUCUCAUGCUUGGGAUGGGAGCAGAGAGGCAGGUGGCUCUGAAGUGUCUGGUGUGGUAUUGCUAGCCAACUAGCUGUGUCACCGGGUAAUGAUGCCGUCUCGUACCAACUUGGCAACUGGAAUCCCCAGUAGUAAAGUAAAAUAUUCAAGGCUUUCCAGCACAGAUGAUGGCUACAUUGACCUUCAGUUUAAGAAAAGUCCUCCUAAAAUCCCUUAUAAGGCCAUUGCACUUGCCACCGUGCUGUUUUUGAUUGGAACCUUCCUCAUAAUCAUAGGCUCUCUCCUGCUAUCCGGCUACAUCAGCAAAGGGCAGGGGGCAGACCGAGCUGUUCCUGUCCUCAUCAUUGGCAUUUUGGUGUUCCUGCCAGGAUUUUACCAUUUGCGCAUCGCCUACUACGCAUCCAAAGGCUACCGGGGUUACUCCUAUGAUGACAUUCCAGACUUUGAUGACUAGCGUUCACCUCAGCCUAGAACAGUACAGUGCAUCCACGUUAAGACAGCAAGCGGAAACUAUGGCUAAAGGCUGAGGAAGUCUACACUUUGCAGAUGUUUAGCAGAACAGUGGCCAGAUUGUAUGGUCCUUUUCCAGAAUGCUCAUGCUGUAUAAUUAGCUAAUUAGGACAUGUUAUGUCUUCAUCUCCUGGCCCUGGCAAAGCUUGACAAGUUUUUCCACAUGAGUAUGCAUCAUGUAAGAAUGGUGAAGCUAAUUGUCUGGGAAGGCAGAUUAUUCUAUAGUGGAAAGCGUUACCCUCUUUAGAGGUGAACCUUUCUUUUGCCUUCAUUGUCUGCUUGUCUUUGUAACAUAAUGGAAAAUGUAUUAUGUCUACUUUCUUAUUACUAAGUAAUUUAUUUUAAAAC
Molecule: messenger RNA, 1114 nt
Organism: Acomys russatus (golden spiny mouse)
Lineage: Eukaryota; Metazoa; Chordata; Mammalia; Rodentia; Muridae
Gene: Tmem230
Product: transmembrane protein 230
Exons: 5
Coding region: 345-710 (121 amino acids)
Biological process (GO): synaptic vesicle transport
Cellular component (GO): synaptic vesicle; endomembrane system
Source: RefSeq, a predicted model, not a curated record